This is a messenger RNA of Chroicocephalus ridibundus (black-headed gull), 2478 nucleotides long. RefSeq lists its product as uncharacterized. The transcript has 3 exons. The record is from RefSeq and is a predicted model, not a curated record. NCBI's taxonomy places the organism in Eukaryota, Metazoa, Chordata, Aves, Charadriiformes, Laridae. The coding region runs from base 1244 to 1897 and encodes 217 amino acids.
CCGCCCUCCUCCCGGCAGCGCCCGCGAUUUGAUUUCUCUCUGCUGGCAGCACAGCUCUCAGACAAAGGCUGUGCUCAGCCCUCGCAGCCGGGCUGCAGCUGGGGGCUCGUCCCCGAGGGGACCCCAGACCUGUCCCCAACGCUGCCUGAGCCUGUGCUGCCACUGGGACACGCUGGCUGUGCCCCCACGCACAAGCGUGUACCCACACACACACACAGGCUCCGGCUGCUCCCCACCUCGCUGGGAAGAUCCAGCGGCCGGAUCGAGGCACAUCUUUUGGCAUCGAAAGGAUUAACUCCCCAGGGAGCAGCGGCGGAGGCUGAGCCUGUGCUCCCGCCACGCAUCACCGGCUUCCCAGCCCGCUCGGGAGUUGUGGAGCCAACCUCUCGGAGGCUAAUCCCCCUCACUGCCGGCAGCCGGGGCGGCUGGGAAGAGCGAGAGGGGUUGUUGGGUGCAGGGACAGGAGGGGAAGGGGACAAGGAGGAGUGUACAAACACACACACACACACGCACGCACGCACGCAUGCAUGCACACCCCGCAGACGGCGGGCAGCAGCACUGGAUCGGUAUCUGUUUGCGGGGAGGUCCGUAGGGAGCCAGGAGCUGAAUAAAACAAGCCGGAGCAUCAGGCGAGCAGAUCUGUUGGCUUGCAAAAGUCCUUAAGGAAUCAAGUGGGAGAUGCCGGCAAAAGAAGGUUCUGAAAGCCAGGCUGGCGCGGCCAGGAGCUGCGUGCCGCCGGCUCCGUCACGCACCGGGAGCAGCUGAACUUUGUGGGGUUUGAAUAUACGUUUCUCCUCUGUGGAUGCUCCGGGCAGCGUUACGGGGAGAGUCGCGGCACGGUACCGCACCGCACACCUCGUGCCUGCCGUUACCCAGACCGAGUGCGGGGGACGGCAAAGGGGGGAUUUCUGUCUCUUCAAGGACCAUCACUGGUGAAAAGAAGCUGGAGAAAAGCAAUUUAUCUUUCUUUUCCAGAUGACUGAAAAUACCUACAGGAUCCUGUCUCUCCCACUUUCACCAGCGAGUAGCUUCCGGGAGAGGUGGCUGAGGAACAAAAAUGAUAUCGGUCAAAAUCAUUCCAGCACCUACUUUUUCCCAAGGAACUUCAUGCCCGUAGGGGUUUGCUGCGGGCAUUUCCAGGAGUGAGGACGAUAUACCACGGAUGCAUCCCUACUGGAUCAUGUAAGAAUUUGCAAAUGAGAAACCUACCCCAGCAAGACCGUCUCUGCCCAGUUUGCAGUACAUGGUUUGGUGUAAGCACAGCAAUUCUUGCCUCUUUCUCUCCCUUUUAAAUCUCUUGGGCUUGGAGAUCUCUUUCCUCAUUGCAAUUAUGAUUAUUUGCAACAUCAGUGCCAUCAAAGAUUGGAGCACUUUCCUCUCCCAGAUCCUCCCCAGCGUCAACAAGACUCUGAACUUGGUACAGCAAGUGGAAGCCACCACCAGCUCGGUGGUAAGCGUCCUCCAGGACCCUGAACAGGACAACUACCUGGCCAACAGCCAGUCCAUGAACUCCAGCAACUUCACGGCUGGCCUGGACCACUUGUUCCAGUACUCGUACUCGGACAAUGACCAGCUUUACAAGGAGUACAAACCCCCUCCUCGAGACGCCAUUCCUCUGCCCAAGGCUGUCCUCUACCUUCUCAUGGCAGCCCUGGUGGUGGUGGCGGUGGCAUACGCCAUCGUUGGGCACCUCAUCAAGGACCUCAUUCACGACUUUAUCGACUGGAUCUUCGGCCCCAACCCGGAUGACAACAGCAACAAGAGCGAUGUCAACUGCAUCAGCAACAGCGUCAACGAGAUGAGUGAGAUGCCUCAGGUGCCGCGAUGCCGUGACCGUCAGUCCCAGGAUGUGGUCAUUGCCAUUGGCGAGACCUGCUACCUGCCGCAGCAGACGUGACCGGCAUGGUAGCCGGGCCAGGCAGGAUGGAGCAGCGGGAUGGAGCAGAGGGAUGGAGCAGCGGGAUGGCACGGCAGGACGAUGCAGCAGGACCAGGCGGCAAGAGGAAGGGAUGGGCAGAGCCGGCACCACAGAGCAAAGCCCUCCUCGCCCCGGUUUUGGCAACCUCUAAGGACUUUGUCAGGGUGGGCAGCAUCGCCCCUUCUCCUGGGCUCAUCAGUCCUGCCCUGACAUCUGUCCGUGGGUUUGUGACCUCCCUUUCUUCCCUGUGAAUAGCAAAAAAAAAAAAAGCAAAUGCAAAAUACACCCACCAAAAAAGCACUCAAGAGAAAUGAGUCAGAGAGGAGCCGGGAGGUCCUUCGGUGUGCAGCAGUCCUGGGGAUGCAGUGGUGAAAAGGGCAAAGGACAUGAGGAGGCUGCUUGAGAAAUGGGGGUGUCUGUGUUCCUGGGGACAGACCCAGGAUGCAGCAGGGAGACAGGGGCUGCGGAAAGGCACUGAAAGGUCAGCAGGGGCCAAAUCCAGACUGGUACGUUGAUGACCUGCCCAGGCCAUCACUCCCCCCGCCCUUAGUUUUGCAGCU